AAGCAGCUAGUGGGGAGAGUUGGCAUUCCGAAUUAUGUGCACGAUGCAUUUCAUGAAGCAAAAACGAAGUUUGGUACCAGCGGGCCGCAACUCCAUAAUCUAAUACGGAUGUUGAAGAUCGCGAUUUCUUCCGUACCGCAAGUUUCCGUCUGCCUCGAUGCACUAGAUGAAUGCUUGCCGAAGCAUCUUCCACAGCUUCUAGAGUGCCUAAGAGAUAUUGCUCUGGGGUGCCCAAGGACAAGAAUAUUCUUCACCGGGAGGCCCCAUGUCAAAGAGGAUAUCCAAAGAUAUUUUUCCAGGGCGAUUCUUUUGCCUAUUCGGCCAAACACGGACGAUAUCACGAGUUACGUAGAGAUGAGGUUGGCUAGGGAUGCGGAGCCAGAGGCGAUGAACGAGAACUUGCUGGCGGAUAUUAUUAGAACUAUCUCAGAGCAGAUAUCUGAUAUGUGCGUAGUAGCAGUUUAUCAUUUCUCCCCUAUGAAUAAUGUAUGCUUACAAGCGGCUGUGUGCAGAUUCCUGCUUGUCUCUAUAUGCACGGACACCAUUCUAGGACGGGUGACAAUUCACCAGAGAAGGAGGAAGCUGGAAGAAAUGGCAAAGGGCAAUGGACUGAGUGGUGCCUGUUGAAUUUCCUAAUUCGUUUCAUAUGUAUAUUCUCCUUGAUAAUAUCGUAUAUUCCUCUACUUAGUAUUAUUUCUAUACACAGACAUUACUACAGCAGGAGUAUGUAUUAUGUAUAUUUCAUUUGAUAUUUCAUGAUACGAUUAGGGGAUUAUGGUGUGCUUUUCUUAUCUGGUGUUCAGGUUAAUUAUAUUUCACUUAUCUGUUCACACCAUCUUAGAUUUACGCAUGUUUUAUGGGAUUUUUUUGGCAGUUCUUCAGGGUCAAACAUGUUCACACUUAUGUUUUUCCUACUUAUAUUACAGUCAAACACGUCAAUACUUUGUUUUCCCUUAUAUUUUCUCUUAAUUACGAGAAGGAUGCAC
Molecule: messenger RNA, 986 nt
Organism: Tuber aestivum (summer truffle)
Lineage: Eukaryota; Fungi; Ascomycota; Pezizomycetes; Pezizales; Tuberaceae
Source: the annotation of a GenBank genome assembly